CUCGUUCACCAGCCAUCGUGAAUAUUCAGCUCGUUUUCUUCACAACAUUUUUUUUUUCCUCUUCAACAUCAUGGCUGUCUCUACAGUCCGUCGUGCCUUGAGCCCUUGGCCCAAAGACUCUACCUUUACUUCCAUCCUCUCUCUCUUCCACACGCUCGUCCAUCUCGUGCGCAUCACCAUCUCGUUUCUGCUCCUCCCGCUCGACAAUACCGUGCUCUUGGCGUCUUUUCUGGUGGGGCAUCUUCCUCUCCCAGCCAUCAGCCCAGCUCGACGACGACGACAAUCCGUCCUACGCAAUGUUCACUUUUAUCCCAAAACCGUCCUCAUCACUGGUAUCGACACUCCUCAUGGCCUCGCUCUUGCCAGAGGUUGGAACGAUGAGGGCCAUCGCGUGAUCGGCGCCGAUGUCACCAAUCUCCCCAUCCGCUCGGGGGAGAGCAUGUCUCGAUCGCUGACUUCAUUCUACCAAAUUCCUAAAUUUCAAUAUGUCUCGCGACUCCUCGAUGUCAUUCAUCGGGAAAAGGUGGACAUUUGGAUCCCUUGUUCCGAAAAGGUGUCGGUCAUGGAGGACGCCAUGGCCAAGCAGGUCAUUGAGAGUCGCACCGAGUGUAAGAGCAUCCAUCUCGACACGGAAAUGGCAAACCAACUCGAUACGCCCGAAUUGUUUGUCCGGUUCCUCCAAGAGAGAGAUCUGCCCAUCAUCGAAAACCACCAGGUGCAGUCGCGGGAUUCCGUCCAUCGCAUUCUGCACCGGUCGCCCAACAAGACCUACCACUUGCGAAAGUUGAAUCCCAUCGUGAAGGACAGCCAGGUCGUGGCUUUGCCCAAGAGGACGCUCAGCAUGACUUACUCGGAGGUUAGUGAGAUCAAAAUCACCAAAGAGACGCCAUGGAUUUUACAGCAGCAGACUCGUCUAGGCGAGUUCAUUGCCGAGGUGCUGGUGGUGCGCGGGCAGCUCAAAGCCAUCAAGAUCCGCCCGGCCAAAGAACAGCCCAAUUGGGGCGAAUCGCGUCUCGACAAAGCCCUGGCCUCGGCAAUCCACAGAGUCAUGGAACGGUUUGCGACAAAAGGUGGUUCGCGAUUGACCUGUCACCUGUCGGUCAACCUCAUGGUGGACGAGGAGUUUGACAACAACUCUGUCCGACAUGUUGUCCACAUUGCAGGCUGCACGCAAGGGGCGCGGGCUGUCAAAAACCUCCUUCUUCACGAACCAUCCACUUCCAUCUCUGCCGGGUAUCUGGCCAUGUUGUCGGAUCGCCCCAGGUCUAAAGACUUGCCGGGAGAGGAUAUCAUCUCCACCACUCGGAAGCCGGGGUUCAAUGUGUACCGGACGGUCAGAGCGUUCAUCCUCACAUUCAUCCCUUCUCUACGCCCGGUAAUCAGGCGGUUGGAUAAAGUGAUGGGCGGACUCGGCCAGUUCUUGUUCUGGAAGGACUCGCGAUUCUCGUAUCUGGACCCUCUGCCAUGGUGGUGGCAUGCACAUAUCUACCGGCCACUGCAACACGUUGGUAUGAUCCUUCACCAGAGGGAUGAAAAGUGAUUUUGAACAUGGUUAUGUGUUGGAUAUUGAAUGUGUUACGAAGAAUGAUUUUGUUUUUGAUUGAUUUGGUUUGCGACUAUAUAUGAGCACUGGGCAGCAUGGGCGGCGUACACAGAAAGUAUGGGGCACUGGAUGCCGAUCAUACUCGAUACUACUAGAUAGAUAGUUACAGAUGGAUGGAGAUGUUUCAUGCAGAUUAUCCAUCCUGUAUUCUACCUUUGACUUUUCUGAUUGUUUUCUUUUUCUUUCUCUCACAUGUCAUGUGGCCAAGUGGGCCAAGAGUGGCUGAAGUGUUCCAGGAAUAGAUCCGUUUCCUAGAGAACAGCUGAGCUGAAUAGCAUCACUUAUACGGGUAAUACAAUGAUACUUAUCCUACCUAUCUACUUACUGAGUAGACUAAUAGAUGCUGGAUGCUAUAAAUACAAAUUCUGC
Aspergillus wentii DTO 134E9 is the source of this 1972-nucleotide messenger RNA. RefSeq lists its product as uncharacterized. The record is from RefSeq and is a predicted model, not a curated record. The transcript has a single exon. Lineage: Eukaryota; Fungi; Ascomycota; Eurotiomycetes; Eurotiales; Aspergillaceae. The coding region runs from base 71 to 1540 and encodes 489 amino acids.